CUGUGUAAUCAAAGAGCAUUGCACUCUUAUGGAUCUCACACGGUUCAUGAAGCUUUCCAUUUGUUGCUGACAGAACCAUCUGUUCAGAAAAUGGUUCUCUCGUUAUCAUCCGAUAAAGCUGUUUGGGAUGCUGUUUUGAAUAAUGCUGUUGUUCAAGAGCUGCGGGAAACCUACUAUGCAGAUGAAAACACUGAUCCACUAACUUCUGAGAGCUCAGACGAGACUGGUGAGGAAACCAAUCCAGCUUUGAAUUUUGUGAAGUGGAUAUUUGACAACACAAGAGCGAGGGUUGUGGAAGUGAUCGAGACAGUAACAAAGCUGGUGAACGAGCUGUUUAAGCCACCAGCUGAUGAGAAGACAUCAGCAGGAGCCAAGGAUCCAUUUGAGGACAAGCUGAGAAGCUCGUUCCUGCUUUCCAUUAUGGUCCUGCUGAUCGUGGUUGCGACUCGAGUCCAGAAGGCUUGAUCACCAUAAUUUGAUGACGCGACAGGUAGUAUUUCUCCCAGUGGUGACUUUUACUAUGGAAGGUCCCGAAUGGGUUGCUUAACUUGAGUCCUUCAGCUCAAGUUAUGCUCGUGGACAUGGCAGUGCAUGUUAUGUAAUGAAUUUAACUUGUUUGGCAAGACGGUUGCUAUUGUGGACUUGAAUCCUCUUGGCAGGUUGUAUAUAUAUAAUGUGGUUUGUGAAUGUUAAGCUGUUUUUGUUGAGCAAUCCUAGCUUGUAAAGUGGGGUGGAGUUUCCAAAUUCAUGUUCCAUGGAAUCCAUGUUUAUGUUUUCAUUAUUGAGGUCUAUAUAUGGCUGUAAUUUUUUUGAGUCCAGAUGAUUUUGAAAUCA
Messenger RNA from Populus euphratica (Euphrates poplar), 834 nucleotides. RefSeq lists its product as uncharacterized. The record is from RefSeq and is a predicted model, not a curated record. Bases 91 to 465 code for a protein of 124 amino acids. NCBI's taxonomy places the organism in Eukaryota, Viridiplantae, Streptophyta, Magnoliopsida, Malpighiales, Salicaceae. The transcript has 3 exons.